This is a messenger RNA of Iphiclides podalirius (scarce swallowtail), 1110 nucleotides long. The record is from the annotation of a GenBank genome assembly. Lineage: Eukaryota; Metazoa; Arthropoda; Insecta; Lepidoptera; Papilionidae.
AUGAGAACGACGAUCUGCCUAGCAUUCCUGCUGGUGGCAUCCGCCGCUGCCAGCGAGAAGAAGUCGACAGAAAGUAAGGCCGAGCCCUUGGAGAAGAAGUUGGACAAACGUGGUCUCCUGAACCUCGGCUACGGCUACGGAAUCAGUGGCCUCGAUAUCGGCUACAUUGGCAAUGGCCACGGCCUCGGUGGCGCUUACAACGUUAUCGAAGACGGUGGAUACUCCAGCGGUGGUUACGGCUCCAUCAACCUCGGAGCUCACACCGACACCACCAGGACAAUCACGCUGGUCAAAGGAGUACCAGUCGGAGUGCCAGUAGACAGGCCUGUGCCAUACCCAGUAGAGAAACACGUGCCGUACCCAGUGAGGGUUCCCGUGCCGCAGCCAUAUGAGGUCGUCAAACACGUGCCAGUUCACGUGAAGGAGUACGUCAAAGUCCCGGUCCAUGUGCCCGCGCCGUACCCUGUCGAGAAGAAGGUGCCUUACCCCGUCCACGUUCCAGUUGACAGGCCCUACCCCGUUAAGGUCCUCGUUCCCCAACCCUACCCAGUCGAGAAGCACGUGCCUUACCCAGUUAAGGUGCCAGUGCCGCAGCCCUACCCCGUGGAGAAGCACGUCCCGUACCCGGUUGAAGUGAAGGUGCCCUACCCGCAGCCCUACCCGGUCGUGAAACACGUCGGCGUGCCCGUUAAGGUGCCAGUCGACAGGCCCUACCCUGUGCACGUGCCGGCCCCCUACCCCGUGGAGAAGCCCGUUCCAGUCGCUGUGCCAGUCGAGAAGCCAGUCGCGUACCCCGUCCACGUGCCCGUAGACAGGCCCUACCCCGUCCACGUAGACAAGCCCUACCCAGUGCCCGUCAAGGUUCCCGUGCCUGAGCCCUACCCCGUCUACAAGCAUGUGCCCGUCGAAGUCGAGAGGCCCGUCGCCUACCCCGUGAAGGUGCCAGUAGACAGGCCCUACCCAGUGCACGUUGAUAGGCCAGUUCCCGUUCCCGUCGAGAAGCCUGUGCCCGUACCCGUUAAGGUGCCAGUGCUGGUCAACGACCACAGCUACGGCCAAGAAAGCUAUGGCAGCUACGGCAACUACAACUUCGGCGGCCACUACAGCCAC